AUAACAAUGUACAUCCGGCGAAAAAGUAAACAGAAUACGCAAUUCACAAACAAAAGAUUUGUCUGGUGCCGUGCGAGCUUAAACAUUUCGUAAAUUAUGCCAUACUUGGGCCGUGACUGGCGAUCUCCCGGUGACGAAUGGGUUCGGACAAAAGAGGGAUGGGAGAAGUUAAAACUCUGGCGAGUUAAAGUGUUUGAAAACCUGAAUUCACACUGUCUUGCGAGGUUACUCAGAAUGGCCCUUGAAGAAUGGGACACGUGCUACGACGACCUUCACAAUGUUCACAGACCCUACAUCCGGUACAUCAGGGCUACAUCGCGAGAACAGAAGACAUUGACAAGUAUUAGUGAAGCAUUUAUACACCUAGACAUGUCAACUGCUGGAAAAGAUCUGAGGAGAUUUAAUUAUGUAAACAAGCUGCUGAAACUCCUGCUGUGUGACAAAAUUGCCCAUCUCAGUGGAGCUGUACAAAAACAUAUUUUCGGUAUUAUGGAAGACAUGGUCACUGACGUUAUUCGAUCACAGAACAAUGUGACAGAGAUGCGCCGUCUGGUGAAUUUCGCUGCACGAGCUUUGAACGAACACCGCACAGAUCACAUCGGAAGUUCACAUUUAUGGAACAGUCACUACCAGUCGGUAAACAGAAUGGCAACAAAACUGAGGAAAUUCAAAGUAAAAGAGCGUAAAGAUGAUGGCAAAUUAACAUUUAUGGAUCUUCCGGAGGAAUGUAAACGUCACAUUAUCACCACCCUGCCCGACCACAAGGACAUCAUUCAUCUUGGUCAGACCAGUGCAUCAAACCAUGACAUUGCCAAUGAACAGUUACUAUGGAAACAGAUGUGCUUCUUUCAUUUCAACAAACGUCAGAUAUUGAACUUCCACAACCAGAAUGAUGAUGAAUCUCACACAGACUGGAUGUAUAUUUACAAAAGAUGUUACUUACGGUAUGGUAAAAAAGAAGUGUAUGCUGAUAUGCUGGCCAUCUGUAGACAUUGUAAUAACAUAUUCUGGCAGUCAUUGGGCCACCCAUGUGUCAGUGAUCUGCCACCAAAGUGCAAGAUCUUGAAGCCGGAAGAGUUCAUUGCACUGUUCCAAUUCUGAAGACCUACUGCUGAGCCCUAAUAUCAAUAAGGCAGUUAACGCAGCAACAUGUUUGUACCACAACACAAGAUGCUCAUAGGAGCUGUUUUAUAACUAGUCUAUGUUUUAAUGACAGUUUUAUUUAAUAGGAUAUUCUGAUGUUAGAUGGAUGCUAUAAUUUUAACAACGAAUCACGACUUACUACCUUAUUGACCAAAUAUGAUAGGUCAUUGUUCCUACUAUUUAUUAUAAUGUCAGGAAAAAUGAAGCUUGAAUUUACAGCAACAACUGGAGAAUAUUAUAAGAGAAACUAACACACAAAAAGAACUCGGAAAUGGUGUUAAAAUCUAAGAAAACACUUGUGUCAGACUGAAGCUUACGGGGUGAGGGCAGCACUCGACAGUACAUGUCUACAUGACAGUUCUUUUGUUUGUUUUGGAUUAAGCACUUUUUCAACAGUAUUUCAGUUAUGUAAUGGUGGGCAGUUAACCAGUAAGCCAAGUGUAGCUGAAUUCUAGGCCAGUAAUAACUUGUUUCCGAACAGUUUCUGCAAAUCAGAGGUGGAGGACAAAAUUAAUGAUUAUUCUGGACACUAGGUUUUUCAUCAAAUUGUUAUAGAGAACAUGCAUCUUGCCUGUGAAUCAAACUCAUAAGCUGGCAUCUGUAGAUAUGUGCUUUUCCUGUUGAGUUAAGCCGGAGAGGUGUGGGGUUGUGGCUACAUGACAAUUAAGUCAGCAUAUGAAUAAUCACUAUAAAACUGUUUUGAGUUAUUACAUGCUAAGGAAACUAUUACAGAAACUAUUUCAGAAACAAGUAAAGUGAUUUUCUUUUCUUGAAAAUUCCAGUCUAUCACAUAUGAAGAUAUUCCUACAUGUGCAAUAGUUUAAUAUUGUUUGAGAUGUCAUUUUAGUCUUUCAAGUUUUUAUUUGAGAACAGAUUUAGAACCUUGUGUUUUGUCUGUAGAGAAUUUAUUCUGUGUUCAUAGGAUCUGUUAUAUAACCGAGUGACAGAUAAUGUAUAUAACCUAGUGACAUCAAGUUUGCAAAGUUAACAUAUUAUAUUUACAUGUUUAUAUUAUACUCCUACCUAGCUGCAAGCAAGUAAUGGCACUAUAUAAGAAGCUUUCCCUUGUUGUACGCACAAAUCAGAAUAUCCAGCUUCAGGGUAACGGUUGUAAGGUGGUAAAGAGGUUCUGCUACCAUAACAGUUAACCAAGGGCUGGUCCUGGCUGGAUAUUUCUAUUCGCACAUUCAACCAGUGAUAGAUUCUUUUUCUUGCAUACUCAUUUCUACAAAGAAUAGAAAAAAUAAAGAAAACAAAUAACUAAUUCCUUUAUGCACUACUUUCCAACAGUAUCAUAUGAAUUUACGCAUUCAUGAAUGAUUUCAUAAAUGAUGUUAUGAUCAUUUACAGCAUUACUGUGAUCCUUUGAUGCUGAGAGUAAGAAAGAUUAUUUCAAGCACUGGACUCGCCUGUAUGGUAUGCAAGAAGAAAAGUUAUAAUAAGCAAAUGCUUCAAAAAUAGUGCUACAGAUUUUGGAUGGAUUUUGUUAUUGUUUCGUAAAUAUCUUGAUUGAAUAGCUCAUGUAAUUUCUUUUACUAAAUGUACAUAAAAGUGUUCAAACCCCGAAAAAUAAUUUCUUUUGCCAAGUUGUAACUGAAAAUUUAAAGGGACAUGCCUACAGAUGGACAUUAAAAUUUAAAAAUAAAAUAAAAUAGCAAAUAACAAAAGUCAUGAAUUAGUAUAGCUGAAUUUGGUUUUUAAGAGAAUGAUAUAAAAUACAGCUUAAUUCCAUAGAUUCUGAAGCUAUUUUCAAAUGUGUAACUUGCACUUUUUAGAAAGGUUACAGACUCAAGAGUGCUUACUGCACAGAACUUGCUGAAGCACUAUUUUUAUACGCCCGUUUGAAAAAACGGGACGUAUUAUGGGAACGCCCCUGACGGGCAGAUUGGCGGGCGGAUGGGCGGGCGGGUGUCGUCCACAGACCUUGUCCAGAGCAUAUCUUCUACAUGCAUGGAGGGAUUUUGAUGAAACUUGGCACAGUUGUUCACCAUCAUGAGACGGAGUGUCAUACGCAAGAACCAGGUCCCUAGGUCUAAGGUCAAGGUCACAUUUAGAGAUCAAAGGUCAAAUUCAAGUAUGACUUUGUCCGGAGCAUAUCUUCUUCAUGCAUAGAGGGAUUUUGAUGAAAGUUGGCAUGUGCAAGAACCAGGUCCCUAGGUCUAAGGUCAAGGUCACACUUAGAGGUCAAAGGAUACAAGAAUGAAAACUUUGUCCAGAGCAUAUCUUCUUCAUGCAUAGAGGGAUUUUGAUGAAAGUUGGCACAAUUGUUCAUCAUCAUGAGACGGUGUGUCAUGCGCAAGAACCAGGUCCCUAGGUCUAAGGUCAAGGUCACACUUAGAGGUCAAAGAAUACAAGAAUGAAAACUUUGUCCGGAGCAUUUCUUCUUCAUGCAUGGAGGGAUUUUGAUAUAACUUGGCACAAAUAUUCACCACCACAAGACGGAGUGUCAAGCGCAAGAACCAGGUCCCUAGGUCUAAGGUCAAGGUCACACUUAGAGGCCAAAGGUCAGAUACAAGAAUGACUGUCCGAAGCAUUUCUUCUUCAUGCAUAGAGGGAUUUUGAUGUAACUUGGCACAAUUAUACACCAUCAUGAGACGAAGUGUCAUGCGCAGUUCCCUUCUUUAGAAUUACUUCCCUUUGUUGAUACCCAUAAAUAGCUUAUAUUGUAACUUUUUCAUUACUAGACGUAGGGAAAAAUCGAGACCACUUUUCUGUAGUACAACAUGCAUGUUACAUCCAAUUUUGAGGUGUAUUUUGACCAAUCUCUACCUGGUAAGGAUUUUUGUGUGGACUUAAAAAAAAUUUUUUUGUAUUUUUUUUUUUUUUUUUUUUUUGUAUUUUUUUUUUAAGAUUAACUUCCCUUAGUUGUUACUAUAAAUAACUUAUAUUGUAACUUUUUUAUAAUUGACCGUUGGGAAAAACCAAGACCACAUUUCUGUGGUACAACAUAGUUGUUACUUUCUAAUUUUAGGUGUAUUUUAAGGUAUCUCUACCUGGUAAGGAGUUUUUUUGUGGACUUAGAAAAACAAAAGAAUUACAAUGAUUACUAAACAACCACAAAAUCAACAUUACAUCUGCAAAUACAGGCGCUAGAGUAAAUAAAUUUGCUGUGACGGGUGUAUAUUGUGACAUUCUGGCAUUCUUGUUAUUUUUUAGUCUCAAUUUAUAAAGCACUUUCUAAAUUUCGUAAAUGACAUAAAUCUGCAAAAAGUUGACAUAAAUCUGUACAAAUUUGACGUGAAUCUGGAGACAUGUCCCAUUAAAUGAUAAUUAUUUAAAGACAGAUUGUUUGAGAAUGAAAGCAGGAAUGUUGUAUAUAUUUAUUAUUAAGUACUUAGUGCUUCUUUAUACAGAAUCUACCUGGUGUAUAUAAUACAUGUAUGUAUAUAUAAAGUUUAUGCUUCACUCCUUUUACUGUACAUUGAGAUUUUGUGGGCUGUGUUAUUGCAAAAUCAGGUAUUUUUGUUGGGUGAAAAGUUUGCUGUAAAACUCAAAUUGGUGAGAAUAUUCUUGUUAUGACCAGCUUUUGAGAAAUAUAGGGCUAUUCAUAGCAGUCAGAUCACUUUUGCAAGUACUUAUUUUCAGGAAAACAGACAGGGAAUAUAGGCAAAGUAAUUCCCUUGCAAAAAAUCUGAUUUUACAGGCGUUGCUUUAUAGAUCAGGGACUGUAUUUUCAUUAAUGUUAAUGCCACUCAUUGUUAUGUUUUUAUUUAUUCCAGCUAUAUAUGUCCAAGAUUUUGCUUUUUAUUUGUCUGUCUUUUGUUGAUAAACUGUUUGUAUAUAAUAAUUA
This is a messenger RNA of Mercenaria mercenaria, 4933 nucleotides long. RefSeq names its product F-box only protein 32-like. Gene Ontology annotation, cellular component: cytoplasm; SCF ubiquitin ligase complex; nucleus. Gene Ontology annotation, biological process: protein ubiquitination. Gene Ontology annotation, molecular function: protein binding. Bases 97 to 1101 code for a protein of 334 amino acids. The transcript has 7 exons. Lineage: Eukaryota; Metazoa; Mollusca; Bivalvia; Venerida; Veneridae. The record is from RefSeq and is a predicted model, not a curated record.